Messenger RNA from Frankliniella occidentalis (western flower thrips), 1627 nucleotides. RefSeq names its product glyceraldehyde-3-phosphate dehydrogenase 2. The transcript is spliced from 8 exons. Bases 177 to 1175 code for a protein of 332 amino acids. NCBI's taxonomy places the organism in Eukaryota, Metazoa, Arthropoda, Insecta, Thysanoptera, Thripidae. Gene Ontology annotation, molecular function: oxidoreductase activity, acting on the aldehyde or oxo group of donors, NAD or NADP as acceptor; NAD binding; NADP binding. Gene Ontology annotation, biological process: glucose metabolic process. The record is from RefSeq and is a predicted model, not a curated record.
GGCUAUGGAUCGAUCGGGCCAUCUCUCGUCUGGUCACGUGACGUUCUCCCUCCCCUUUCCCCCACUCCCCUCCCCCACGAGGAGAGCCAACGACGUGCCAGCAGCGAGCACUCAGCGGUCACAGCUCGCCCUUCCUCCUACUCUACCGACACCCACCCGAGACAAACCAAAUCAUCAUGUCCAAGAUCGGAAUCAACGGAUUUGGCCGUAUUGGCCGCCUGGUCCUCAGGGCUUCCAUUGAGAAGGGUGCUCAGGUUGUUGCUAUCAAUGACCCCUUCAUUGGAGUAGACUACAUGGUCUACCUCUUCAAAUAUGACUCCACCCACGGUCGCUUCAAGGGUGAGGUGAAGGUUGAGGGCAACUGCCUUGUUGUAAACGGCAACAAGAUCCAGGUGUUCCAGGAGCGAGACCCCAAGGCCAUCCCAUGGGGCAAGGCUGGUGCUGAGUACGUUGUUGAGUCCACUGGUGUCUUCACCACCACCGAGAAGGCCUCCGCUCACUUGGAGGGUGGCGCCAAGAAGGUCAUCAUCUCUGCCCCCAGUGCUGAUGCUCCCAUGUUUGUCUGUGGUGUCAAUCUUGAUGCCUACCAGCCAUCCAUGAAGGUUGUCUCUAACGCUUCCUGCACCACCAACUGCUUGGCCCCUCUUGCCAAGGUCAUCCAUGAUAACUUCGAAAUCGUUGAGGGUCUCAUGACCACUGUCCAUGCCACCACCGCUACCCAGAAGACUGUUGAUGGUCCCUCUGGCAAGCUGUGGCGUGAUGGCCGUGGUGCUGCUCAGAACAUCAUUCCAGCUGCCACCGGUGCUGCUAAGGCUGUUGGCAAGGUCAUUCCAGCCCUGAAUGGAAAGCUCACUGGUAUGGCUUUCCGUGUUCCUGUUGCCAAUGUCUCCGUGGUUGAUCUCACUGUCAGGCUGGGCAAGGGAGCCAGCUAUGAUGACAUCAAGGCCAAGGUAAAGGAGGCUGCCAAUGGACCCCUGAAGGGCAUCCUGGGUUACACUGAUGAGGAGGUUGUUUCCUCUGACUUCAUUGGUGACAACCACUCUUCCAUCUUUGAUGCUGCUGCUGGCAUUUCCCUAAACAACAACUUCGUGAAGCUUAUCUCAUGGUAUGACAAUGAGUAUGGCUACUCCAACCGUGUUGUGGACCUCAUCAAGUACAUGCAGUCCAAGGACUAAAUUUUUUAACUCUACCUAUGUCAACCAUCUUUUAAGUGUCUGAGAAAAGCACAUUUCUAGAUUACAAGACUAGUCGCUAGAAUCAAAUUGUAACAACCCGUACUUGAUUUGUGCUUUCAUUGAAAUCAUUUUAUUUGCUACGAAAAAAUAUAAAUUAUUAUAGAUCUGUACAUUUGCUUCUUUUAAGUCCUAAGCCCAUUGCAAAUGUCUAUUUAUUUCCUGCAUGGAAGGUCUAUUCUCCCACAUUGAUAUUAUGUAUGAUAACAUUCUGAUCUGUGAAUGUUUACUGCUGAACUAGAUUUUCUGCAGAACAGUAUUUAAGAUAUGUCUGUAGGAUUGUCAUUUAAAGUUGAUUCCAGACACUGCAUGUACAAUAUCUGGUGCUGUAGUUGUCGUGCUCAACUGCACACUCGUGUACGGUCAAUAUUUGACAAUAAAUAUUGGAGGAAAAA